CUAGAAGUGUUCUUUCUUAACCGCCGUGCUCUUGCGGUGAAAUGCGGAGAAACAAAUUCAACAUCGACUGAAAGCUAACUACGCUCCCUUUGGACUAUUAUGAUCUGAAACGUGACCGUUUGCUCGUGAGAGAGAUAUUAAGAUUGGAUUGUGUUCCUCCCACCUCUGCCGCUCCACAGAGUGGGAUCCUCCGCCUCUCUCGCGUUAGCGCCUUUCUGCUGCUGCAGUAUGAACGGACGCGCAGGCGGACCGAUCUAGUACACGCGUAUUUCGGUUAAAAUGUUUGGCUCCGGUUUGGGAUUUUGGAAACGACCUCAAGACGGACACGUGGAAUAACAGAUAAUGUCACUGCUCUGAAAUUCGUACUUUGGGAAGUGCACAGGCAAAAGAGUGUCCUUGUUUAUUAUUGGGUCCAUGAAAUAAAGGGUGAAAAUGACCUAUGGCGGAAGUUGAAGCGCAAACAAAGAGACUCUGAGUAAGCUGGACGGGGCCUGUCCCAUAAUCCCCGCUUGUCGGGUCAAGGGACCAUGGGAGAUGGAGGCGUCAAUGCGGUGGGAGAAGGGGUGAAUCAGUCCCACAUGCUCUUUGACCGCUUCGUUCAGGCCACCACCUGCAAAGGCACUCUCAAGGCUUUUCAAGAGCUUUGUGACUUCCUGGAACUCAAGCCCAAUGAAUACCGUGUGUUCUACCACAAACUCAAGUCCAAGCUCAACUACUGGAAAGCCAAAGCUCUCUGGGCCAAGUUAGACAAGCGCGCCAGCCACAAAGAAUACAAAAAAGGAAGGGCCUGUGCCAACACCAAAUGUCUGAUCAUUGGAGCUGGACCAUGUGGUUUGCGUACAGCCAUAGAGCUGGGCUUCCUUGGAGCCAAGGUGGUUUUGUUGGAGAAGAGAGAUGCAUUCUCCCGAAACAACGUGCUCCAUCUUUGGCCUUUCACCAUUCAGGAUCUGAGGGGUCUUGGAGCCAAGAAGUUCUACGGCAAGUUUUGUGCUGGAGCCAUCGACCAUAUCAGUAUUCGUCAGUUGCAGCUGAUGCUUUUGAAGGUAGCUCUUCUUCUUGGCAUAGAGAUUCAUGUUAACGUGGAGUUCAAAGGCCUCAUUGAACCACCAGAAGACCAAGAGAAUGAGAGAAUUGGGUGGAGAGCCGAGGUCCACCCCAGAACACAUCCAGUCAAUGAGCUAGAGUUCGACGUCAUAAUUGGGGCUGAUGGGAGGAGAAACACGCUGUCAGGGUUCAGGAGGAAGGAGUUUAGGGGCAAAUUAGCUAUUGCUAUCACAGCUAACUUCAUUAACCGCAACACGACUGCAGAAGCAAAGGUGGAGGAGAUCAGUGGAGUAGCAUUCAUCUUCAACCAGAAGUUCUUCCAGGACCUUAGAGAAGCCACAGGAAUUGACCUGGAAAACAUUGUCUACUAUAAGGAUGACACGCACUACUUUGUAAUGACUGCCAAAAAGCAGAGCCUGCUGGAGAAGGGCGUCAUUCUACAUGACUAUGCCGACACUGAAAUGCUGCUCUCCAGGGCUAAUGUUGACCAAAAGGCACUGCUGUCCUAUGCCAGAGAAGCAGCAGAUUUCUCUACCAACCAUCAGCUUCCUAAGCUGGACUUUGCCAUCAACCAUUACGGCCAACCUGAUGUCGCCAUGUUUGACUUCACCUGUAUGUACGCCUCAGAGAACGCUGCGCUUGUCCGUCAGCGCAACGGCCAUAAGCUGCUAGUAGCCCUGGUCGGGGACAGCCUUCUAGAGCCAUUCUGGCCGAUGGGUACUGGAAUAGCAAGAGGCUUCUUGGCAGCCAUGGAUGCAGCGUGGAUGGUGCGGUGUUGGGCUCAUGGAAGCUCUCCUUUGGAGGUUCUGGCUGAGCGGGAAAGUAUCUAUCGACUGCUGCCUCAGACGACACCAGAGAAUGUGAGCAAGAACUUUAGCCAGUACAGUGUGGACCCGACUACACGGUACCCCAACAUCAGCCUUCACCAAGUGAGACCCAACCAGGUACGGCAUCUGUUAGACACCGGAGAAACCAGGGAUUUGCGUGUGGACAUGGAGAAUGUAGUCAACUCUUCGACUCCUAAACUCACAAGAAAUGAAAUUCUGCUUGAGAAGCAGUUGCAAGAGUCCAUCGUGCGCUCCAGUAAGCUGCUGAACUGGUGUCAAAGGCAGACGGAGGGAUACAGAGGUGUCAGCGUGUCUGAUCUCACCAUGUCCUGGAAGAGCGGCUUGGCCCUGUGUGCGCUCAUCCACCGAUACAGACCAGACCUCAUUGAUUUUGACUCACUGGAUGAGAAAGACAUGGAGAAGAACAACCAGUUGGGUUUUGACGUGGCUGAAAAAGAGUUUGGAAUUUCUCCCAUCAUGACCGGGAAGGAGAUGUCUGUUGUGGUGGAGCCUGACAAGCUCUCCAUGGUGAUGUACCUCAGCCAGUUCUACGAGAUGUUCAAGGACACUGUGCCCCCUGGUGAAAACCACAAUCUGAGCCCGGAGGAGAAGGCUGCGUUGAUUGCCAGCACCAAAUCACCCAUCUCCUUCCUGAGUAAACUGGGUCAAAGCAUCGCCAUCUCCCGCAAACGAAACCCCAAGGAUAAAAAAGAAAAAGAACUGGAUGGGCUGGGGAAAAGACGAAAGACCAGCCAGGCUGGACAAUCAGAGGAUGAAGAGCUGCAGAGGGUUAAUCGAGACGACAGGCCUUCUAUAGCUACAGCUCUGGCAGAACGUAAAAUUGAUUCGGCUGCGGCUGCAAACAACAACAACAAAGUGAAGUCGAUGGCCACACAGCUGCUAGCAAAGUUUGAGGAGAACGCCCCGACACAGUCCACAGGACUCAAAAGACAGGGGGACUCCAUGCCUGAUCUGGGGCUCAUAUUGACCCCCUCUCCGGCAGCUCCUCUGAAAGAGUCGGUGCGGCUGGCUCCAGUCCCUGCAUGGAGGAAGAGACGCACUCAGUUACAGGAGCAGAUGAGUUUCCGCUAUAAAGAAAGACUGAAGUGUCAAACUCUCCCCAUCAAACAGGAGCAGGCCAGCAGCGGGACUGAGGUCUUGAGGAGCUGCCCUAAGAAAACCAUUCUCCUUUCUUCUUCCUCACCCUCAUCUUCUUCAUUCUCUUCAUCGUUUCUUCCACACACACAGCAUAAUGUUAACCAGUCAGAGAUAAACAAGUGUAAUGGUGCUGGUGAUGAAGAGAAUGAGAUCCAGGACCCUUCAAUCUAUUACAGGGAAAAUAACCUGCCUUAUAUGGACAAGCCAAAGCCCAUACAUAUCCCUACCAUUCAAGAGAGAACUGACACUCUAGUCGCUAGGUUUAAAGGCAGGUCUGACAGGAAGGACAAACCACAGGUUAUGAAAAAGCCAUCACGGUUCUUUAUUGAGCAGUGGCUUUUGACUCACGGUCCUGAGCAACCCUUCUACCCUUCUGACCCCCAGCAUCAGCACAGGGAGGUUUUGCGUUCUGAUGAUCACGUGCCUUUACACAUCCCCAGCAUUCAGGAGAGAGCCGAGAGGUUAGCCUCUCAGUUUAAAGACAAACCAGCCAAGCCAAAGAAAAAGGCAUCACACUUCUUCACAGAGCAGUGGUACAGAGCACGUGAUGUGAGCUCUGUUAGCCCUCUGCACUCUCCCAGCUCUUUCCGGCAGCGUUAUAUAAAGAUGUACACAGGGGGUGUGAACUCACUGGCUGAACAAAUAGCCAAUCAGCUUCAGGCUAAGGACGACCCCAGGCCCUUGCUUGAGAAAAGGGAUUUGGGUUCCUUGCGGAAGGAGUUUCCUCAGAAUAUCGGAGGCAGCGACGUGUGUUUCUUCUGUCGGAAGCGCGUCUAUGUGAUGGAGCGUCUCAGCGCAGAGGGAAAGUUUUUCCAUCGCAGCUGCUUCAAGUGCGACUACUGCGGCACCACCCUCCGGCUGUCCUCCUACGCCUUCGAUGUUGAGGACGGGAAGUUUUACUGUAAACCGCAUUACUGCUACCGACUUUCUGGUCUGGCACAAAGAAAACGGCCUGCGCCUGCUGCCCCAGCUCCCGUAAACCCCAAGGAGCCCCAGGUGUUGGCGGUAACCCCCAACACAGUGGACGCCCCAGGCCAAGCCAUAACUUCUCAGGCCCCUGUGGAACGCCGGCCCUCAGUGACAGAGGUGAACGGGGUAACAGAGCCCAGUGUGGCCAAACGUCUUAAAGGGACUCCAGAAAGGAUCGAGCUGGAGAACUACCGCCUGUCUAUGAUGAGAGAGGAGGAGCUGCAGGAGGUGCCCGAGGAGACGCUGGCCGAGCACAACCUCAGCAGUGUGCUGGACAAAGCCAGCGGCAUUGAGGAGGGAUCCAGCAGCUCAGAGUCUGAUAUGGAGGAAGAGGAUGAAGAGCCGGAAGCGGCCGGCCCGUCUGAUCUGGGUGGGGUUCCCUGGAAAGAGGCAGUGGAGCUCCAUGCUAAACUAAAGGGAGAAAGCGACCCUGGAGCAGCAGAAGACGACGACGGCCUCCGUGAUGGAGAUGGGGAGAUGGAUGAGGAUGAAGAGGAGGAAGAUGAGGAAGACGAAGAAGAGGAGGAGGAAGAAGAGGAAUCGAGUGACGCGGGAGAGUAUUUCCCCUGGGACAGGGAGCUUCAGUCAGGUCUUUGGUUGGAGAAUCUCGCGCAUGAAGAGGAUACGGGUAUAUUUAAAGCUAGGAACCUGCAAAUCCAGCAAGUCAUACAUCCGGUAGACCCACUAGACAUCCAGAUGGACAACCACUGGACAUCCAAACAAGCUGAGGGGCUGGUUGAGGGCCGCUCGAUGUCACCCUUAGGCUCUCAGCCCUCGCUGAACAACACCCAGCUCACACAGCCCACCUCCUCCACAGCCCCCUCCCACAAAUCCAUGCGUCAUGAGGCUGUCAGAGCCUGGUUGGACUCGAUGUCUGGAGAGCCCUGUGAAGAGGAUGAUGACCCAGAAGCAGAAGCAGGUAGUCCUGACUUUGAGCCGGGCACUGAAAUAGACCAAGAGGACAUUCCCUCAGAUGCAGAGGCUGAAGCUCGUUCACGUUGCUUAGAUGAAGUGGUAACGUUUCCAAUGGAUAGUGGCAAAGCAGAGAGCCAGGGACAUGUUUCUAACACUGAGAAAACAUCUGUAAGUCCAAGGGAAUUGAUUGUGGAUGUUGUACUGUCUCCAAUCCAAAAACCUGCUUUACCCAUUGAAGAGGUAAAAGAAGUCUCUCCUGUAAUUCUAGUUAAAUCUCCUGGUGCACGUUUUUUCCCUGAACCCUAUCUACCUGAUAAUGUCAAACCAAGCGUUUCUCCUGAUAGUAAAAGUCCCCAUUCACCUGUUGCUCAAAUUGUUGCGCUAUCGCCCAUCUGUUCCCAACCUGUUCCACAACCAGAGACAGCGACUCCCAAAUCUCCAGUCCAGCCCGAGCCUUGUGCCUGCUCUCCAGCCGGUAAUCCUUUAUCUCCAAUAUGUACCCAAUCACAGCCCUGCCACGAGCCGCCCUCACCCCUCUCCACAAGCUCCCCUGUCAGGACUCAGCCAGUCCCAGCAGUCACUUCGACGCCUUUGGCUAAACCUGCUUCUGAGAAGAGAACCAUUGAACCUUUAAAAGAUUCAGUUCCUGAGGAAUCCCCCGUCAAGAAAACAGAUCUCAUUGAGGAGUUCUGGUUGAAGAGUGCAGAAAUCAGAAAGAGUUUAGGACUCACGCCACUGGAUCGAAGCAGAAUGGCAGUGGAGAAGAGCACUGCGAAAACUCCAACGCCUGAUUCAUCAUCUCCAAAGUCUUACACCCCAGAGGACUUUCCAGAAGAGCAGAAACCUACUUUUACAGGCCGUUCUAUCAUACGCAGAAUUAACAUUACCUUGGAGGGUCAGGUUAUAAGUCCGGUGGAACCUAAGAGCAAUGGUUCCGAGAAGAAAGACUUGAGCAGCAGUUCAGGGUUAGGUCUUAAUGGAAGCGUGACGACCAGUCAAACAGCAGCCAGUGACAGCUACAACAACUCUGAUUCUACCAUGCUAACCCCUCCUUCCAGUCCCCCACCACCUCCACCUAAUGAGGAGCCAGCUUCGCUCAAAAACAAAAGGCCUCAGGUGUCCUGGGACAACCUCCUUGAAGCCACAGAGGAACCUAAAAUUGAGACUACACCCACUAAACCGAAAACUCCAGUUAGCCCACCUCAACCAAAACCAGUUUGUGCUCCUGUUCCAGACACUAGAACUAACCCACCUGUUGUUAUGAGGGUAAAACAACCGAAUAAACCUCGGCGUGAAGAAGUGAGGAAGUCUUUUGUAGAGUGUGUAGACGAGAUACCAUUUGCUGACGACGUUGAAGACACGUACGAUGACCGCACCCCAGACACAAGUGGUCUGGAGAAAUUUUACACCCCACCAACCAGCAAGGUCAACCGGGAGAAACCGCCUUUGCACUUGGCACUGGCAAUGGAAAAUGGCAAGCCUAACAUACCUGGUGGAGUUUCCCGGACAUCAAAGGGUCCCCAGCAUUUUUCCCCCGAAGCCAAGGAGAUUGCAGAAGAACGAAUACGGGCACGGGAAAAGUCUGUGAAGAGCCAAGCUCUUAAGGACGCCAUGGCCAAGCAGCUUACUAAGAUGAAAGAAUCAGAUGCUGCCAAGGGUGCUGUGGCAAAAGUAGCCUGGAAUGUUCCUGAGACAACAGGGAAAAACAAAAAGCACUCAAACACACCCAAGGACUCAGCAGUGAAGGCUUUGGAGUCCAAAAAGCAGACAGACACACUACCUGACCGUGUCUUCACGACUCCGACCAGUAAGAAUGUGGAUAGUUCUGUCACAUCGUCAGAAAGCUCAACAGGGGGAAAAAGCAAAAAGCGCAGCUCACUGUUUUCCCCACGCAAGAACAAAAAAGAAAAGAAGGCCAAAAGUGAAAGGCUCUCUGGCACAGAAGAGACUCCACCCAAACACAAGUCUCUCUGGAAGGCGGUGUUCUCUGGCUACAAGAAGGACAAAAAGAAGAAAGAUGACAAGUCAUGCCCAAGCACACCUUCAAGCUCUACAACUGCAGACUCGGGGAAGAAGAAAGAAUCAUCACUGGACAGGUCCUCAGAUUUACGUCUGAGAAGAAAUCUCAGCUUUUCUGAGGACUCUGAUCUCUCCUGUGACGAUGUUCUGGAAAGAUCCUCUCAGAAGUCCAAGGGUGAUUCUGUUUAUGUACCUCAUGCAUUGGCGUUCAAGAGAUCGUAUGCCACAAAGAAAACGUACACGGAGGAGGAACUCAAUGCCAAGUUGACAAGAAGAGUACAGAAGGCUGCACGGAGACAGGCCAAGCAAGAGGAGCUCAAGAGACUCCACAGAGCCCAGAUCAUUCAGAGGCAGCUGGAGCAGGUGGAAGAGAAACAGAGGCAGUUAGAGGAACGAGGCGUCGCCGUGGAAAAGGCGUUGCGAGGGGAAGCAGGGUUGUAUAAAGGUUCUAGUGUUAGUCCAAAACAGCGUAAGAGGCGCUCAGACUAUUGGGGAGAGUCUAAUUACAGUGAGGUCCUGGAUUUGCAUCUGGGCGUUGAGCCCUAUGUCGGGACCCCUCGCCGAAGAGCCCUGUACCUCUGCCCCUGCUGUGCCCCUGAAGAGCCGCCUCUCCGUCAGCUAAGAAUGGGUAAAAAGGACGAUCCAAAGCUGAUGCAGGAAUGGUUUAAACUGGUCCAGGAAAAGAAUGCCUUGGUGCGCUAUGAAUCGGAGCUGAUGAUAUUCGCUCGUGAGCUGGAGCUGGAGGACAGACAGAGUCGGCUGCAACAGGAACUGCGAGAGCGCAUGGCAGUGGAUGACCAUCUGAAGACCGAGGAGGAACUUGCGGAGGAGAAACAGAUCCUGAAUGAGAUGUUAGAGGUAGUGGAGCAAAGAGAUUCUCUGGUGGCCCUGCUGGAGGAGCAGAGACUGAGGGAGAAAGAAGAGGAUAAAGACCUGGAGGCGGUGAUGCUCUCUAAGGGUUUCAACCUCAACUGGGCUUAGCAUAACAAUGGCACUUCUGACUGCCGACGAGUGCAGGGAGCGUAUACAAUUGCAGAAUGAAUCGGUCUGUCUCCCCCUUCGAUUUUUUUUUUUUUUUUUUCUGGGCAUGUCAACAGCGUUUACAAAUCCACUCAUGAGCACGAAGAUGAUGUUUACGAGUUCUCCAGGCACGACUCAGGGCGCUUUGUCCCUCGGCAGCCAAGGCAUUGGUUCUGCGCAAGACAUUCUCUCAUUCAGAAUGGGAGAAUGCACCAAUUUACAGAUGUUUUUUUUUGUUUUUAUUUUUUUGUCUUGAAAAAGGGACAUAUCAAUCCUGCUGAUGUUGAGGAAGUCUGACACUAAUGAUCCUACAAAAAGCCAGUCUUGUUUAUGACCGGGACGUCUGGUCAAACAACUGUUACGUUUUCAUUGGCGAGAGACGUUUGGACUUGAUUUCCUAUAAUGCGUUUUCUACCUUGACUACUAAAACUGAAAAGUACAGCUGUUUUCACGCCCUUCGCACUCUUUUACUAUUUAACAUAAGCAUCAGACCUCCGUGCAACAGAUGAAUGAAGUCUUCAGGUGCGGUUCACAGAUAAGCAUGUUAUGGACUUCUGUAAUUGUUACAGACACCCUCGGCGACCGACACGUGUUGUGCUUGUAGCAUCGACUAUUGUACAUUUUUCAAAUCUAUCAGUAGCCACCUGAUAUUAGAGAUAAUCGGUGAACGAUGGGAGUGCAUCUGUCUCGAUGUUGCGUACUUCAUUGAUGUUGGUUUCCAUUUGUCUCGAUCAACAUUUCCACACAUAUAUUCUAAAAUCAGUUUACAAUCAUUUAUAAUACAUGAAUAUCUGAUACUUGUACUGUAGUUUACAUAAAGCAGUGGAGUAUAUAUAUAAAUAUAUAAACUUCCUCAAUGCAGAUAGUUCAUAAGGAGAUAUAUAUAUAUAUAAACACAAACACAAUAUGCAUUGAUAUACAAUCAAAUGCAUUAUGCAUUUUGUUGGUCAGUGGUUUGAAAAAUAGUUAAGACACCCACAGCUCUAUUUAGUAUCGAAUCCCCAAUUUUACAUUUAAUUAUCUACCACCAAGGUUUGGUGCCGUACUUUCCAGGUUUGGAGCUACAUGCCUUUUUUAACUUCUCAUGCAACGGCUCUUUACAUCCACAGAGGUUUCUUAUGUUUGCAGAGCGUGUUAUUUAUAAUUGUUGUUGUAAAGUUUUAUAUCACAUGAAAAGUUUCCAGCUCUGUCGGCCGACACAGUGCUGAUUAACAGCGGGCGCUCGUAGUCAUGCUCAAAACAUCGAUACUGCAAAUGAACAUGCCUUUUUCCUAAGUGUACAUUUCAUUUUAGUCACCGUUAUGCUGUAUAGAUGGACACAGAUUAUUUUUUUUCUUAUUGUUUUACUUGUAAGUACAGAUAACUGUGAAUGAAAGCGUACACAUGGUCAACGAUAGUUAUUUAGACUGUAAAAUGUUUGACAGAUUUUAUGGUAUAUUUAUUAACAUGUGUGAAAAAUGUAUUAUAUGUAAAGUAAAUGAAUCCUAAUUUUUAAAAAUGUUGUUGGCUCUUAAAAAUGCUUCAUGUUGCUAAUUUGCAUAUAGGGUAUUGGAUGUAUGCAGAGGCAAUAAAACAAUGCAGUUGUUACAAAUGAA
Molecule: messenger RNA, 9547 nt
Organism: Puntigrus tetrazona (Sumatra barb)
Lineage: Eukaryota; Metazoa; Chordata; Actinopteri; Cypriniformes; Cyprinidae
Gene: mical3a
Product: microtubule associated monooxygenase, calponin and LIM domain containing 3a
Molecular function (GO): FAD binding; protein binding
Source: RefSeq, a predicted model, not a curated record